Dipodomys ordii (Ord's kangaroo rat) is the source of this 10581-nucleotide messenger RNA. It is a transcript of the gene Xirp2, whose product is annotated as xin actin binding repeat containing 2. Gene Ontology annotation, molecular function: actin filament binding. The transcript is spliced from 9 exons. Lineage: Eukaryota; Metazoa; Chordata; Mammalia; Rodentia; Heteromyidae. Bases 193 to 10581 code for a protein of 3462 amino acids. Gene Ontology annotation, biological process: actin cytoskeleton organization; actin filament organization. The record is from RefSeq and is a predicted model, not a curated record. Gene Ontology annotation, cellular component: focal adhesion; stress fiber.
CUAGAGACACCCGUGUUUCCGAUACAAAAGGGAUCACUGAACCUCCUGAGGCAGAAAUGGGAAUCCAGCGAUUACCAGAGAAGUGGGUGCUGGCCUGAGGACAGUUGGUGCAGGCUCCCUCAGCCCAGGGAAAGCCCAUUGGCACCGGAGCCUCCAGAUCCUCUCAGUCUGCCCUGCAGCCCAGGGGAAGAGAUGCUCAGUGCAGAGACUGAAGAGGAGAGUCCUGAGGAUGAGACUGACCGCUCUCGGGAAUGCGGCCGGCCUGAAGUUCUGAAGGAAGCUUCCCUGACUGGACGCCGUAGAAUCGAGCGCUUUUCCAUUGCCUUGGAUGAGCUAAGGAGUGUGUUUGAGGGUCCCAAAUGUGGAAGCCAAUGGACUGGACCAGCUCAAUACACUGGAAAGGAAGUGGAAAUUGAGCGAAGCUUAUGUUCACCAACCUUUAAGAGUCACCCUGGGAGCCAGUCAGAUGACUCCGGGAAAGAUUCAGACAAGAAAGGCAAGGAAACACCCUUUGACAAGAUGUCACCUGAAAGUGGUCACAGCCACAUCUUUGAAGUGACUGUUGACCCUACAAAGCCCACAGAAGUCACUGCUGCAGGAAGCAAGGGCGUGUCAGAUCUCCAAGAGGUUGUCUCCUUGAAAGAGAGGAUGGCAAGGUACCAGGCAGCUGUUUCCAGGAGUGACUGCCACAGCUUCUCAGCAAAUGUGAUGGAAGAAGCAGAAAUGUGCUCAGUGCCUGGUGGUUUGGCCACAGUGAAGAAACACUUUGAGGAUGAAAUGGCCUCAUCCUGUAAUGCCUUUUCUCAGUACCAACACCAACAUCAGAGCAGAUCUGAGCAGGAGGUAAUGCUUCGCAGUCAAGAUAUGAAAAGAAAUGAACAAGAAACUUCCAAAAGACACGGAACUGAUGUUCUCAAAACAGAAAUGGUCUCCCAUCUUGAAAAGCAUGCUGAGGAGAUAAACAAAACUUCUCAAUUCCAGCAAUAUGUUCAAGAGACAGUGAUUGACACACCCGAGGAUGAAGAGAUUCCUAAGGUUUCAACUAAGCUCUUAAAAGAGCAAUUUGAAAAAUCUGCCCAGGGUAAGGUCCUCUAUGCUGACACAGAGACAACAUCCCCAGCCAAGCAGAUUAAGAUCAAAAGUGAACAUGAAGCAACUUUUAAACCGUCAUCAGCUGUGGGCACGUCUUCUGCUUCUUACACAUCAAGUAGCCAGGUGAAGGAAACAUCAGCUUCAACCUACAGCGAAUGUGGUGUUUCUUCCUCAAAGUCUGCACAAGUUAACGCCACACUUUCAAGAAAAAUGGAAGAAUUUCCUCCUCCCCCACCUGAUGCACUUCAAACUCCAAUAGAUGUGACAGCAUUUUCCCAGUCCCCUGAAUUCCCCAGCCUUCCAAGCAAACUACCAAUCCCCAAAGAUUUAUAUUCCAAACAAAGAAAUUUGUAUGAAUUGAAUCGAUUAUAUAAACACAUCCAUCCAGAGUUAAGAAAAAACUUAGAGAAAGCUUAUAUCAAUGAGGUUUCUGAAAUUGUAUCUAGCCAAAUGGAGUCGGGGAACUCGGCCACAGCAGAUGUGCAGCAAGCCCGGUAUGUUUUUGAAAACACAAAUGACAGGUCUCAGAAAGAUCUGAAUUCAGAUAGAGAAUACUUGGAGUGGAAUGAAAUUCUGAAAGGGGAGGUGCAGUCCAUAAGAUGGAUCUUUGAGAAUCAGCCACUAGAUUCUAUCCACAAUCAUUCUCCAGAGCCAGGUAAUGUUUCCAACAAUACUGCUGACCACGAAAUCAUUGCUGGCAACGAUGUGAAGUACACUACAUGGAUGUUUGAAACACAGCCCAUAGAUACACUGAGCAUCCCUUCUUCUGUCACUGAAGUAAAUGCUAAGAAAAUUCCUGAGCUAGCCAAAGGUGAUGUCCGCACAGCCCGGUGGAUGUUUGAAACAAGGCCCUUGGAUUCAAUGAAUAAAAUGCAUCAAAGUCAAGAAGAAGGUACAUCAAUGGUUACUAAGGACAUAGUGGGAGGAGAUGUUAAGACCGUCAGAUAUAUGUUUGAGACCCAACAACUGGAUCAACUUGGACAACUUCAUUCCGUAGAUGAGGUUAACUUAUUGCAACUCAGGUCUGAGCUCAAAGAAAUUAAAGGGAAUGUUAAGAGAAGUAUCAAAUGUUUUGAGACCCAACCAUUAUAUGUUCUUAGAGAUGAUUUUGGUCAAAUGCUAGAGAUUAAAACCGUUCACAGAGAAGAUAUUGAAAAGGGCGAUGUAAGAACAGCACGUUGGAUGUUUGAGACACAGCCCCUUGACACAAUUAACAAGGAGAUCACAGAAAUUAAAGUUGUCCGGGGAAUAUCUAUGGAAGAAAAUGUCAAAGGUGGAGUGAGUAAGGCAAAGUGGUUAUUUGAAACUCAACCUCUGGAGAAAAUCAAAGAAGAGUCAGAAGAGGUCAUCACUGAAAAAGAAAAAAUAAUAGGUGCAGAUGUGUCCCAUAAGUGCUGGAUGUUUGAAACACAGCCAUUAGACAUUCUAAAAGAAGUUUCUGAGGCAGAGCCUGUAUCACCUGAAGAGAUAGUAGGGGGUGAUGUACAAACCACCAAGCACCUAUUUGAAACACUGCCAAUAGAGGCUAUAAAAGACAGUGCUGAUGUAGGGAAGCUUCAAAAAAUCACUGCCUCUGAAGAAGAAAGAGGAGAUGUUAGACAUCAAAAAUGGAUUUUUGAGACCCAACCGCUGGAAGAGAUCAGAGAAAAUAAAAAAGAGUACACACAUACAGUGAAACUUGAAGAAGUUGACAGAGGAGAUGUCAGGAAAUAUACACACAUCUUUGAAUCGAACAACUUAGUUAAACUUGAUGCAUCACAUAAAAUAGAAGUGGAAGGAGUCACACAAGGUUCUGUGGAAUGGAAUAAAUCUCUCUUUGAGACGACACCACUGUAUGCUAUUCAAGAUCAUCUUGGACAAUAUCAUCAAGUAAAGACAGUCCAACAAGAAGAAAUCCUACGAGGUGAUGUGAGAAGUUGCAGAUGGCUUUUUGAAACAAGGCCCAUUGACCAGUUUGAUGAAAGUCUUCAUAAGUUUCAGAUAAUUAGAGGAAUAUCUGCCCAAGAAAUGCAGGCAGGAAAUGUGAAAUCUGCUAAAUGGUUGUUUGAAACCCAACCUCUUGAUUCAAUUAAAUAUUUUAAUAACAUAGAAGAAACAGACAGCAAAUCUGAGCAAGCUAUAGAUAUUGUCAAAGGUGAUGUCAAGACCUGUAAAUGGCUUUUCGAAACCCAGCCAAUGGAAUCUCUUUACGAAAAGGUUUCAUUAAUGACUGACCGAGAGGAAAUUCAUAAGGGAGAUGUCAAAACUUGUACUUGGCUCUUUGAAACUAAGCCACUUGAUACCAUAAAAAAUGACUCUGAAACAACUGCAAAAUUGCAAACUGUGAAACAGGAUGAUGUUCAUGGUGGCGAUGUUCGUACAGCAUGUCUUCUUUUUGAAACAGAAAAUUUGGACAGCAUACAAGGAGAGGAAGGAAAGGAAAUCAAGCCUCCGGAAAUGGAUAUCCAAGCUGGGGAUGUCUCCAGCAUGACGUAUAAAUUUGAAAGUCAGUCUUUAGACUCCAUCAGUUCUAGUUCAGCAGAAGUUCUGAAACAAAUCAAAACUCUAAAAUCUGAAGAUAUUCAGAAAGGCAAUGUUUUAAACUGUAGGUGGCUGUUUGAAAACCAACCUCUUGAUUUGAUCAAAGAAAGUCAAGAAGGUGACGGACUGGUUAAGACAGUGACAGACAUACAAGGUGGAGAUGUGAGAAGGGGAUGCUUUAUUUUUGAGACUUAUUCUUUAGAUGAGAUUAAAAAAGAAUCUGACUAUAUCAGCACCAAGAAAACAAUCACUGAUGAAGCAAUAAAGGGUGAUGUAAAAAAUUACAGAAUGCUAUUUGAAACCCAGCCUCUAUAUGCUAUUCAGGAUCAAGAAGGCUGUUAUCAUGAAGUAACAACUGUGAAAAAAGAAGAAGUAAUUCAUGGAGAUGUUCGGAGAACAAGGUGGCUUUUUGAAACAAAGCCUCUAGACUCAAUUAAUGAAUCAGGAAAUGUGUAUGUUAUUAAGUCAGUCACACAAGAGGAUAUUCAGAAAGGAGACGUUAGUUCUGUCAGAUACAGAUUUGAAACCCAGCCAUUGGAUCAGAUUUCAGAAGAAUCACACAAUAUUGUGCCCACUGUUGAUAAUAUUCAAGGUGGCAACGUGAAGUCAAGCAAACGAUUCUUUGAGUCUGAACAUGGUGGUCAGAAUAAUUAUAUAAGAACAGUAAGUGUCAAUGAAAUACAAAAGGGCAGUGUUAAAACAUCCACCUGGUUAUUCGAAACCCGCACUAUGGAGGAGCUGAGAGGAGAAGGGUCAGAAUACAAAAAUGUCAAGACAGUCACCCAGGAAGAAAUGCAGAAGGGUGACGUGAAGCAGGCAGUGUGGCUUUUUGAAAACCAAACGUUGGAUUCUAUUAAGGAAACAGAUGAAAACACCACAACACUGACCAAGGAAGAAAUUCCUCUUUCUGAUGUGAAGACAACUACUUGGCUAUUUGAAACCACACCUAUGCAUGCCUUCAGUGAAAAUCGGAUUGAAAGGGUAGAGAUUAUUGGCAAAAGCAUUAAAGAAACACUAGCAGAUCUUUACUCUCAAAAAGUUAUUGAGUCUCCUGGGAUUAUCAUAGAAGCUGAUGAAGUUGGGGAUGUCCGAAUGGCAAAAUACAAGCUAAUGAACCAGACAUCUCCUGAGAUACAGAAAGAAGAGGUCAUCAGAGUUGAUCUCAGAAAUAUAGUCAUGAAUUUGCUUUCCCAAAGAGACUAUAUAAAAAAUAAGAUAUUGGUUAGUGAAGAGGAGAAAGGAAAUGUUAACUUGACCAAAUCACAAUUAUUAAAUACAUCAACAAAAUUUCAUGCUGAAAAGGAAGAGAUAGUGAGAGGUGAUGUACAACAAGCCAUAAAAAACCUGUUCUCAGAGGAAAAGUCAGCAAAGAAAGGGAUUGUAAUUCAGGAAGAUGAAAGAGGAGAUAUUAACAUGACAAUCUAUUGUCUUCUGCAUGAAAAUCCUAAUGACACAAUCAAGCGUGAAGAAGUAAUAGGAGGUGAUGUGAAACAUACUAUUCACCAUUUAGUCUCCUCUGCAUCAAAUAGCAAAGUCUCUGAAAGGGCUAAAAUUGACACUUCUGAGAGAGGAAAUGUUCAAUUUUUCACAACAUGCAUAGAAACAGGAGCUUUGGAUUAUCUCAAACAACUCCAGACAGGUUCAGAUGAAGCAUUAACAACUAGGAAGCUGGAAGAAGAGGAUGGAAUAAUCUCUGGUGAUGUUGAGGGGACAAAACUGUUACUAAAGAAAAGGCAGCCUCAGGUUGAACGAACUGUUAAUGAAACUGACAUCAUCCCCGGAGAUGUCCAGAAUACAGUUAAAGUUUUUAUGACAGAGCCUCAGAGUACAUCUGAUCUGAUACCCAAAGAAGAAAUUAUAAAAGAUGAUCUGAAAUCAACCCUGAAUUCCCUCAACCAGGCUAUAAAUAAAAAAACAGUGGCUAAAACGGAAGAAAUUAUAAAAGGUGACAUGAUGGCCACACUGAAGUCACUCAAAGAAUCAAGUGACAGAUGGAAGGAAUCAAAUCGACAGUCCAAUGUCAACCCUCCAGACAUUGAGCAAACUAUUGAGUGCCUUGAAAAGGCUACAAAUACCAAGACAGAAAUCCUGAAAAGGGAGAUUAUUCGAGAUGAUCUUGAAAUAUCAUUAAAGUCUUUGCAAGAAGCACACAGAGCUUUCAAAGAGGUAAAUAAAGAAGGUAUAAUGAAAAAGAAUGUCCAAACUGGAAUGGUAGGGUUCUCAGAAAGGGAGAACACAGAGACUCAUCAGAUGGCUAAACAGAGGGACCAAAAAAGUGUUUUUCAGCCAAGGCCAGGACUAUUGGAACCAGCAACUGCGUGGCAAGUGGAAGCAGACAUUGCCAAAGAAACUACAGGCAACACUGGUCAUGGGAUUUUAACGAAAGGAAGAACUGACAUUACUAUUCCAAGUGCCCCAAAAGGUACUGUAAAGAUAGUCAUAGAUCGUGAACAAAACAAUGAUGCUCUUGAGAAAAGCCUUAGAAGAAUAGGUAAUUCACAAUACAAAGCUAUGGCAAAUGUGUUGGAAAGAGGUGAUGAAAUAGGUGUCUGGACUGAGACCACCACCGAACAGCAACUUAACAAUGAGCAAAUGAACAAACAAUUAACCUCAUCUAUGCCAAGGAAGAGAAACCAAAAGGCUAUGGAAACAGAGACUAUGAGAAACCUCCAAAAGGAUGAUAUCUAUAACUCCACCCAGUGUAUUGAUAAAACACUUGGAACACAACACAUUCAAAACUGCAAAAUGAAGAAUAACCAUCAAAAGACUGAGGCUUCCCAUUCAUGGGCUCCUAAAAAUACCACAAAUGCUAAAUUAUCGAUAGAGACUCAAAACUGCACAUGCAGUCCCAGCCAGCAUCCAGUCAACCAGCCAGUUGGAGAAAAAUAUGAGGUGACAAGGGACUUUCAGAACCACACUCUCUUCAAGCGAGAAAAUCAAUAUUCUAAUGCAGAUACAAAGAAAAAUAACAUGAACCUUCGACCUUUGCCUGUAAAUCAAGACAUAUCAAAUGUAACAGAAGUGAAAACCGACAGUAAACAUUACAAUAAAUUCAAGGUAACUGACAAAGAACACAAAACCGAUGUCCAUCUGGAAAGCCAGGACUUUUUAAUGAAGACAAAUACUUCCGAAGAAUUAAAAAUGGCAAUGGAAAGGUCUUUUAAUCCAAUCAACCUUAACCCUGAAAAUAAUGUAAAAGAAAGUGAGUGCUCCCUUCCACCUCCAUCUCCACCUCCUCCUCCGCCUUCCAAUGCAUCAUCUGAAAUUGAAUUUCCUCUUCCUCCUCCACCUGCUUUAAUGCUGUUGCAUGAAAAAAAUGAGUUUCCUCCCUCAUCAUCCACCGAGAAGAUAAGAACUGACUUUGAAAGUGUCCCUGGCCUACCUCUUCCUCCUCCUCCACCAGUAGGUGAGAAAUCUGAAAGAGAAUGUCUAUCCAUGCUUCCUCCCUCUCCCCCUUCUCCCGCUCCAUCUCAAUCAGCACAUCCUCUUUCCACCUCUGUUCCAGAAAAGCAGAGUGAAGCAUUCAUGCAUCGAUAUUCCCCAGAAGAAGCCUCAAGAUCUCAGCAAACUCAUUCUCAGGCGAAAAUCACCAGAAGAAAAUCACCACCACCCACGUUGCCCAAACCCAAACUACCGAAGCAACUUGAAGCAAAAAUGAACUAUCUUUCCUCAAAAGUUGAAUCGGAAAGUUCUCUAUCUGAUAUGCAAAGCAAAACUACUCUCUCAGAGCAUCAGAAACAAACAAUGAUGGCAACUGGCUGGGAACACAGAGAGACAAAUCAGGAGGUACUCAGAAAGAGUCUUGAUGAAAGAAAACAACUAUCUAUUGACUCUGUCAAGUCUCUCUCACAGUCAGUUCUAACAUCUUCAGUCAUCAAAGGAAAAGAGACAGCACCUCUCAUAAAAUCCCACUCAUUUCCAUCAAGUUCAGAACAACAAAGUCCAAAGCCUUAUGUGAGAAAAUUUAAGACACCUUUAAUGAUUGCAGAAGAAAAAUACAAACAACAAAGAAAUGAGCUUGAAAAGCAGAGACAGGAGAAUUCUCAUUACAACAUUGUCAAAGCAGAAAGCCAAAAUCAAAGUGUAUCUGAGUUGGAGAAGAAAAUGCUGAUAAAAACAACAAACACAGAGGACUCUCUAGCCAGAAUGGAUACAGAGCUUCCUAUGGUCAAAUUCAACCCAGAUUCCCAAAGCAAUGCUGCAGUUCUAGACAUAUGCUCUGACAGCCAACACUCCAUGACUUCAGCAGUGACAGCUGCUACCAAGAAGCUCCAGGAUGUUCUAGCAGCCUCCAAAGAUAAAAGUAAUAUGAAAAAGGAAGUUCUACAGAACUCAAGGGAUAUUGUACAAUUGAAUUCAGCUUGUGAAAUUAACCAGGUUCAACAAGAACCCUGGGCACAGCAAAUACAACAGGAGAAGUAUCAGAAGCAGUUCCGCUUGUCCCAAUGCAAGGCAGUUUCUCCAAGUUUCAAAGUCAAAACCAUUAAACUUCCAACUCCAUUGAAUGAAACAGACCACAGCUUUGGAAGUUGCAUAAAACAAUCUGAAGUUGAGGCUCAGACCACUACCAAACAACUGCAUCAGGAAACUAAGAAAACUCAAACAAGCACAGAAUACAAAAAUGAGUCUGUGGCUGAAAAAUAUCGUCAACUACCUAAGAAGGAAAAAAGAAUGACAGUAUCAAUGCCUUCAAAAUCUGCAGAGAAAUGUCAUGACAGCAACCUCCAGAAAACUGCUGAGAUGACAAGUGAAUUUAGGCAAUCUGUGAGAGAGAAGCUUCCAGGGGAUAAAGGAAAUAAUCAGGGACUAUCAAUAAUGAGUCUAAAUGAACAGAGAUUAAUAGAUGAAAGACAACAAAUAUGUUUGAAGAAAAAGUCAGAACCAAAGGUAGUACAACAACAAAUGACUGAUGUUGAGUCACAGACUAGGAGUUUUCAGCAAACACAAAUGCAGACUUCUGAAAGUACAGCUGAACAUAACAAAUUGUCCACACCGUAUAAUACACUUCAGGAAACAAAAUGUGUCAGAGGCAAGGACACACCACAGAAACAAGUCUUUUCUGAGACUAAAGAUUCAAAGCAAGAGAUUACACAGAACAAAUCUUCAUUUUCCUCUGUGAAAGAAUCCCAGCAGGAAGAUGGAAAAGCUGCCAUAAAUAUACUGGAAUUCUUGAGAAAACGUGAAGAAAUACAAGAGGUCUUGUCAAGAAUAAAACAGUUUGAAGCAGAACCAAAUAAAAACAGUCUUAAAACCUUUCAGACACUGUUAAAUAUUAUUCCCUCCUGGCUGGUAAGUGAAGAAAGAAGAGACCAUGGGAUUCAGAUGUCCAUGGAGAAUAAUUUAGAAAAAAUCAAAGAAGAAAUAAUGCAUAUUAAAACCCAAGCUGAAGACAGGCUUGUGUCCUGUGAAGAUAUAAUUCAGUCCGCCAUGAUGGCCUCCAAAUCAGGAAAGCAGGAAACAAGAAGGCAUAAGCCUGCUAGCCUUAAUGACACAUCAUUCAAAGUGCUGAAUGUUAAUGCCAACUCUAAUAUAAACAGGAAACAGAAAGAACAUAAAAUCAUAGAAGAAAAAAUAGCUCACCAUCAAGUAGAAACGCAUCAUGAAGCAAUUGCUCAAGAUCAUGAACAAAAACAUCAGGAAAGGAAGCUAGAGAACAGCAAGAUUUCUCCUCCCUCUUUAAAAACUCCCCCACCAUCACCCACUUUCAUAACGAUUGAAUCCACUCGAAGACCAGAAACAUCCUCCAAGGAAGAGCUUUCUCAAGCCUCUAAAAAGGAGAACUGUCCUGAACCCUCACCAAGAGGAUCCAUGGUGCAAACACCUGGAACUCAAAAAGCAAACACCUCCCCUUCUCCACCCCGGAGUCGCUCUGAACAACUUGUCAAACUCAAAGACACCACGGCAAAGUUAUCCAGGGGGACCAUCCCAGGUCCUCCAGUGACCCCAGUUCCAAUUGUAGAGAAGAGGUCUGAAAUUGUCAUGUCUCCUGCAACUCUGCGUCGUCAAAUUAAGAUAGAGAAGCGAGGUGGGGACUCUCCACCUACAAUCACCAUACCUGUACAUGUAAAUCCUGUGGGCAGUGGAUCCUUCAGGGAAUCCGUGGGAGCUCAGGAGGAAGUGAGGAGAGUAGAGCAAAGGGAGAUGUAUGUUCACAAGGAUGGAGUCAAUGCCGGGGACAGCCUCAUGCCUGAUAGCCAGAGCUACGACGCGGUGGAAAUCAUCCGCAGGGUCGAGGGGCCUCGCCUGUCAGAACACACCCAGAGAUAUGAAGCUGCCAAUCGAACGGUUCAAAGGGCCGAGAACUUCGUCAAGGAGCGUGAAAAUGAAAUGGACAGAUGGUUCAGGGAAUUUGAGAAUGGCCCAGUUUUUGAAGCAAAAUCAGAGAAGAGAGUCUAUGCCAAUGGAGACGCACACCAUAACAGACAACAAGAGGGUCGUGCAUUCUGUAAGGACGAAUUUGGAUCUCUACUAAACCGUCAUUUUGCAGGCUUUGCUUACAAACAGCCUAGGGAACGGCAAGAAACAGUUUCUGUGCAGCAGCCCAGGGUUUGCUCUGACACGAGGUCUGUGAGCGAACGCUUCUCAGGCAUUGAGACCUUUGAGAGCCAAACUGUGGGCUCAAUGACAGCGUCCUCAUCGCUUAGGUCAGAGGCUGGCAAGUCAGCCCUCGACUUCAAGCACGCUCCUCCAACCUAUGAAGAUGUUAUCGCUGGCCACAUCUUAGAUAUCGCUGAUUCACCUAAAGAACGCAGGAGGGAUUUUCAAGAGACAUGGCAGGAAAGUGGGACGGUUUUUGAAAGCCUGGGAUAUAAAGCAUCAGAUGUAUCCACCACGGAGAUGAGGAGCGCUUUCCAGGAGUCUGCCUUUAUAAGUGAAACUGCCUCUCCAAGACAAGGAAAUAUGUAUACUUUGUCAAAAGACAGUUUACCCAAUGGAGUGCCUAGUAGCAGACAAGCAGAGUUUUCAUAA